This is a messenger RNA of Amoebophrya sp. A25, 12696 nucleotides long. Lineage: Eukaryota; Dinophyceae; Syndiniales; Amoebophryaceae. The record is from the annotation of a GenBank genome assembly.
AGAGAAACAAAAAGUCUCAAGAACCGCCUACUUUUGGGAUUUGAUACUGCCAUGAUGGAGAGAGAUGGGGCGGAGGGAAAGUAACUCAACUAGAGUAAAAGUUGUAAAGUUAGAAUCAAAAACGAGGUACUUAAGAGAAAAAGGUGGUGACGUAGCUAACUUCUUCUAACUAUCAUUUUCAAAAAAAAUAUUAUGGCUGGUAGUGGUGCGGAGGAACAGGAAGUUGCUUCCGGCAGUCCGAGUGACGUGAUUGUUGUCGGGAGUGGCUCGGAAAUUAUGGAGCUGAGUUUUAGUUUUUUUUUUGCGUUUCAUCAAGACUUCAAGAAUUUUUACAGGGUCAGUAGUCUUUUUAUUUUCCCAUUUUUUUACGUUUAAUAAUUACUGUAAUCAUCGACGUCCACAAGUACGAGAAGUACAACAAGUCGUGAUUGUUCUUCUUGUGCUACAACUGUACUCAGCCGUGCUCAAGAACAAGGUCAAGUUCUUUCUGAGGCACCACAUCAACUUCAACUUCAUCGAGGACCACGUUUCUCCGCCUCUAAUAAACGCAUGGCCAGUCCUCUGGAGCUCGGGUUCAUCAAUGUCCGGGGGCCCACCGGAACCCCUCUGGACACUGGGAAGCCUGCCACGCUUGUGCUUCAGAAUGGUCUCGAGUACGGAGGCUACUCGUUCGGAGCGGACUGCAGUGUACUUGCAGCUAUUUUCAAUUUUACUCCCACCUCGAGUAGAGAAUUGUUACUGUAGUUCUUCUUGAAGACGACUACUUGUGCAUGUCGAGUAGAGUAGAACUGUUCUUCUUGAAGACUACUUGAUGUGCAUGUACCUCUACCUAGCGAUGAUGUCCAUGUUAUACCUCUAGCGACCUUUUGCAGUGCAGAAAUCCACCUCACCACUUCAACAGGUAUCCGGUGAGGUCGUCUUCAACACGGGAAUGGUUGGGUAUCCCGAAGCCCUGACCGAUCCGAGUUACACCGGACAGAUUUUGGUUUUGACCUACCCGCUGAUUGGCAAUUACGGUGUGCCGAAUGAGAAACAUGUUGAUGCUCUAGGACUGCCAAAGCAUUUCGAAUUAAGGGGGCUAGAGAUAAUUCAUCUUGUUGGAGAGCAUCCAUCCUGGAAGAGUUGUAUGGGGGAGUAUGGUCACAGGGGAAUGGGAAUCCCCCCUUUUUUAUUCAAGGAUGCAAAUCAAGGAUGAAUAUCGGACAGCCCUAACCCAAGGAAAGAAAAUCCAUGUCAGAGGCGUGGUUAUCGCCGAGUACUCCUUCGAGAGCUCGCAUUACCAAACGACAAAGAGUCUUGGAGACUGGUUGAAACAGCAGGGAGUGGCCGGUACAUCUACUUUCUUACGUAACUUUCAUCUACUUACAUUUACAUACAACUUUUGUGAUCAGUUUCAGUACAAGUACAACUACGAAGAUGACUUCUUCGUGUUCGUUGUUGUGAUCUUCAGAGAACGAAUGGAUUCACAUCACUUGGGAAGAGCUCAAUUUAACAACUGUGAUCUUCCUGUUGAUCUCCAUCAAGACACGACAACUACAACAGUACCAUCUUCAUCUAGGUAGUACUGAAUCUUUUAAUGAAAAUAUUUGUUGACACGAUAAUUCUGAUUCAUUUUCAACAUCAUGAUUGAGCUUCUUCUUGACUUCUUCACCUACAUCAACAAGGUAUUUUUGGCGUCGAUACACGCGCUGUGACCAAGCAACUGCGUGCCGAAGGCAGUGUGCUGGGGAAGGUGGAGGUGAGCGGUGGUCCUCCUAUCGAGUUCGACAACCCGAACGAGGUGAAUCUCCCUGCCACUGUUUCCUGCACGGAACCGAUCUUGUACACUCCACAGUUAGAGCUGUCCGCAAUUCAUCUUUCAAGUGCAUGAUCCUUGAAAAUAAGUAUGGAGGAGAGUGCUAUUCCCUUAGGUGGAUACUCCUCCAUACGUAGUUCCAAGGAUCAUACGCCCAAAGAUGUAUUAGGUACAGCCUUAACACAGGACGGUCGACAACCACGAUGCCGGAUCUUGGCUCUGGACUUUGGGAUCAAGUACAACAUCAUCCGCUAUUUCGUGAACAUUUUGGGCGUAGAAGUGUUGAGAGUCCCCUGGAACUACGACAUCUGCGGAACGAAGGAGAAGUUUGACGGCCUUUUUCUGUCGAACGGUCCUGGUGAUCCAGCAUUGUGUGUCGCUGCUAUCCAAAAUCUGAAGAAAUUCAUGUUAAGCAAAGCUAGUUUUUUUUAUCACUAUCCUAUCAUGUGGAGGACCACUAUAAUGCUCACGAACACGAAUGGAGUCCUCCUUGAUUUUAAUUUAAAGGGGAAACUGAGGGAAAGGGGCAAAGAGGGCACCCCACUCGACUCGGGAUAGUGAAAAACUACCUUUAAUCAUGGCAGAAAAUCGCCCCACGCCGAUCUUUGGCAUCUGUUUGGGCAACCAACUCCUCGCUUUGGCGGCUGGUGCUAAGACCUACAAGAUGAAGUUCGGGAACCGUGGAAUGAAUCAACCCUGUAUCGAUUUGCGAACUCUACGAUGCUACAUCACGGCACAAAACCACGGUUUUGCAGUCGACUCUGGCACUCUACCAACAGGAUGGUCGCAGUUUUUCAUCAACGGAAACGAUGACUCAAACGAAGGUAAGAAUAAGUAUUUUUGGGUACAGGAGUUGAUGUUUUUCACGACUUGUCAGCAAAUGCUGGAAUUGUUGUUGUCUCUCUAAGUCGGACUCACACCUCUAUAGCUAAGUCAUAAUUCUUAUACUUAUAAAUCCUUAAGUACUUACCCUUUCCUUUCGACAUUGAACGAAGCGAGAAGAUCAUGAAUGAAAGUGAAACAACUACAUCGGCUUGUUCCCCAGGAAGGUAUUAUUCACCGCACAAAGCCUUGGUUUUCGGUUCAGUUUCAUCCGGAAGCUGCUGGCGGACCGACAGAUACGAGCUUCUUGUUUGAACACUUUAUUGAUGCAGUCCAGAAUCCUGGAGCCAUCCCGAUAACGACGAUGCCCUAUCGCCGACCGAGACAGUACAAACGGGUGUUGUUAAGGCUGUACUAGCUAAUGAAUCUUUGACUGCUUAACAACUAGUCGUGGAAGAUCAACAUUGAUUCGAAUUAAUAAUUACAGUGCGCCAAGUCUGUUAUCAGUAUCCUUGAAACGCAUGAGGGAGUAAUAUUACAAGGGAAUACGUACCCCCCAUACUUUUUAAGGAUGCCCUUGAAAGAUAAAUAAUUUCGGACAGUUCUAACGUUGGUUCUAGGAAGCGGUGGCCUUUCUAUUGGUCAGGCUGGAGAGUUCGACUACAGCGGGAGUCAGUGCAUCAAGGCGCUGAAGGAAGCGGGUGUGGAGUCGAUUUUGAUCAACCCGAACAUUGCCACGGUGCAAACUUCGCAAGGUAAGCAUGAGUAGUUUAAGGUUUCUAUGACCUAAUCAUGAACUCGAACAACAGUUUUAAUCUUCAUCAUAAUUGAUUCAUGUGUUGAGUCCACGUAAUAAGUGCCUGCUCCUGUUCUGGAUCAUUUAGAUUCCCAUAUUCAUCAUCAUCUUCGACUACUUCGAGUUCGAUCUUCACAAAAAACUAGUUUCCAACAAACAAGGUCUCGCGGAUCGCGUUUACUUCCUCCCCGUCACUCCUUACUUCGUCGAGGAAGUCAUCAAGAAGGAGCAACCUGACGGACUUUUUUGUACGUUUGGUGGUCAGACUGCGCUCAACUGCGCUGUGCAGAUGUACGAAUCUGGAAUUUUCGAGAAGUACAAUAUCCAAGUUUUGGGUACACCGAUUUCCGCUAUCAUCAUGACCGAAGAUCGCGAGAAAUUCGCAGCCGCUGUUGACGAGGUUGGUUACAAAGUCGCCGAGAGUAAGUGCUGCAACUCGGUCGAAGAAGCAGUCAAGGCUGCGAACGAGAUCGGCUAUCCAGUUUUAGUGCGUGCUGCUUUUGCCCUUGGAGGUCUGGGUAGUGGCUUUUGUGCGAAUGAACAAGAGUUAUGUCUCCAUUGGAUGUGGAUGAGUCAGUUAAUUUUUUUUGCAGCACUUAAUUUUAAUUAGAAUUGUAUCUAUCUAUAACUAAUACUAAGUUGAAGUUUGUUCUUAUGUUUUAGGUGCAAAAAGUGCAAAGUACAAGCAGGGAUACGAUUGCUACUUACAACAAAACCUCCAUAAACUUAUACUUUCGCUACUUAGGCAUAGGGUUAGGCUUCCCCUCAUCUCAUCUCUAAUCCCCGUCGUCGAAUUGACGAAGGUCAGUUUCCAGAAGAGUUCUCAGGUGAUUGUGGACAAGAGUCUCAAGGGCUGGAAGGAACUUGAGUAUGAGGUUGUGCGCGACGGUCUGAACAACUGUAUUACGGUCUGUAACAUGGAAAACUUCGACCCUAUGGGGAUCCACACUGGAGAUUCUAUCGUCGUCGCACCCAGUCAGACGCUCUCAAAUGCGGAAUAUUACAGGUUGAGGGAUUGCGCUUUGAAGGUACCUAGUACAUAAACAAGUACUGUAGAGUGAUAAAAAUCAUGUCGAGCAUAUUCAAGAACAUCUUCACAAGAACUUCUUGAUUCUCUGAAUCUGCCUUCCGUUUAGAAGAAAAGGAAAACUGCUUUUCUCUACCUGGCAAGAAUUUUUAACCACUUUCACUUUCACUUCACUACAAUGUAGUACAUGACCCACUUUUUAACCACUUUCACUUCACUUUCACUUCACUUUCACUUCACUUUCACUUCACUUUCACUUCGCUUUCACUUCACUUUCACUUCACUUUCGCUUCACUUUCACUUCACUUUCACUUCACUUUCACUUCACUUUCACUUCACUUUCACUUCGCUUUCACUUCGCUUUUACUUCUACAGAUGAUCCGUCAUUUGGGUGUGAUCGGCGAGUGCAACAUUCAAUACGCUGUGGACCCCAAGUCUGAGGAGUUCCGGAUUAUUGAGGUGAAUGCUCGGUUGUCCCGCAGUUCAGCUUUGGCGAGUAAGGCAACCGGCUAUCCCCUAGCCUACGUCGCGGCAAAGCUAGGCUUAGGCCACGACCUUGUUUCUCUACGCAACGCAGUCACCAAGAGCACAACGGCUUGCUUCGAACCGAGCUUGGAUUAUUGCGUAAUCAAAAUCCCAAGAUGGGACUUGAAAAAGUUCGUAACGGUGGACAAGGUACUUAUACUUAAAAUCAUACUUAGAAAUACAACAAUGAUGUUGAACUACAGAAGUUUUUCUACAACUAGAAGAACAAGGUAGUCCAGAUCCUCCAGAACAUCAAUUCAUUGUCGUUAUAAAUAAAAUCAAGUAUUAAUUCAGGUCGUCGGCAGUUGCAUGAAAUCCGUUGGCGAGAUCAUGGCGAUUGGACGCAGCUUCGAAGAAACAGUCCAAAAAGCUCUGCGCAUGGUUGAUGACAGUUGCUUGGGCUUCGAAGGGGACCGCUUCGAUUUGGAAGCUGGAGGUGGCCGAACCUACUGCAAUUUAGAAGAGGUGAAGACCGAGCUAGCGAACCCGAGUCCGGUCCGGAUCUUUGCGAUUGUUAAGAAUCAAGAAUGUCAGGAGAAUGUACACCAAGAUUCAGGAGAAUGAACGUACAACCUAGAAGUAUGUAAAGUCUAAGUUCUUUAUAAGUUACGCUAGGAGCUAGCAUGCAGUAUCAGCAUAAUGUGAAUUUAGAUUAUGUAAGUUGUCCAUUCAAGUUUUUACGCAAAUUGCAGAAUGAAGACUACGGCGCGCAUCUCUCUCUCUACUACGCAAUUCAGUCCAAUUGCAGAAUGAAAAUAGACUCAAAUAUAAUGAAGAACCUUCUAAUAGGCCCAAAGCUUUCGAGUAUGGCCUGAAUGUGCAUGACGUGCACUCUCUGACCAAGAUUGACCGCUGGUUUUUGAGCAAAUUGUGGAAUAUCCACUCUCUCUCUGGCAUUCUACGUUCGACGAGUUUGCCAUUUCUCCGAGACGAUCCAGGUCUACUUCAUGCCGCGAAGAAGAACGGCUUUUCCGACAAGCAGAUCGCCAAGCUGAUCACACAAGGUUCUUUGGUUGCGGGAAAGGGUGGUAAGGGCGCAUCACCAACGGGUACAGAACAACAUGCAAGCAAGAAGAAACCACUCGUCGUGCAAAACUCGAUUUUACGGUCAGGAGCUUUUAUAUGGUUUUUUCCCUUCUCGGCAUCGAUUUAUUUGGUAAGAAGUAGGGUUUUGCCCUGUUGUAAAAAUAUUCUCAUGUUGAAAUACAAAUACAAGGACCGCAGAUGAGGGGUCUUCAAGAUGAGGGGAGCGAGAUGAUGAAGAAAAGCCGACUCUAACGACUGACCAGAUCUACAGCGGCUACAACAGCAAUAAAGCUUCGGCCUGUUCGGAGGAAGACGUUCGGCAAAUUCGACACCGUGAAAAUAUUCUGCCUUGCGUAAAACAGGUCGACACUGUGGCUGGUGAGUUUCCCGCAGAAACGAACUACCUGUAAGGCUUGUUCCCUAAACCCUAACCCAGAAGCAUCUUGUUUAAAGCUGCCCCAUACAUAAGGUGGUCAGAAGCAUCUUGUUUGUCAAGCAUCUUGUUUGAAACUUGUAUGAUACACAAGGAAAAAGAAGCAUCAUUUUUCAAGAUGCUGCGUCUCAAGAUGUUAAGGUAUUUUUUGAAAUGAGAGCGGUGCAUCUAUGCAAAAAGGAUCGGAGGGUCAUAAGAUUAAGAGUACUAUCAUGUCUAAUACCUGUACUUGACCUACAAUGGUGAGGAACACGAUGUGGACCCUAUCGUCGUGGACAAGAAACAAGUCGGGCGAUUAAACGCAGCAGCGAAACGUGCACAAGGAGGCAGCCCGAAAUUUCGAAUGUUCACACCAUCCAAAGCCGGUGGCCACUACUACAAUCCGGCCUCAAGUUAAGCUUAAGGAAGCUGAUUUUUAUAAUUCAUCAUUUACAUCAUUUUUACUUACUCUUUUUACCACGUGUCUCUCUCUCUCUCUGGUGACUGUGUCAUAUUCAUUUAUGAAUACAACUGUUAUUUAAGUAGAAGUUUCCUUCUCAAGAGGAUCUUCUACCUCUAGUCUGGGUCGUUUGGAGGAGGAACCUCGAAAAAUUCCAAGCGCCUACCUCUAAUUGCAGGCUCCAGAACAGACGCGGGACAGGUUUUUUGGACAAGAAGGAGGAAGCACGCACAGCCAUUCAGGCAAUGCAGGAGAUGACUCUCACGGAGGCUUCUACAUGGAUCCGAGCCAGGCAGCCUCACCUGUUAGCACUCGAGGCGGAGGUCGAAGUGGAGCUUCAAACACGUUAUGGUGGUGGUGGAGUGCUGAGGAGAUCUACAUUCUUCAAAAAGACAUCUCCUAGAAUUAGACGACGAAAGACGGACGAAUCUUGAGGUUGAGUAGGGACAUUUAGAUGGACUAAAUUUGUUUGGGAAUUUUUUGGGAAAAGCUUCGUUCUAGUUCUAUGACAUCUGCUCCAUCUUCUUCUUCUCCUUGGUUCAUACCCCGGCUCCGUCAUCGUCCUGGGUUGUGGUUGCUAUCGCAUCGGCAGCAGCGUGGAGUUCGAUUGGUGCUGCGUGCAAGCCGUGAAGACCAUCCGGUCUGCGGGUCGUCCGGCGAUUGUGAUCAACUGUAAUCCGGAGACGGUUUCUACCGACUUCGAUGAAUCUGAUCGAUUGUUUAAGACUUCUUGGAACAAGCAAGUAAGUAAAAGUAAAUGGUUUUGAAUAAUGAAAGAAGGAGAGCUUAACAUCAUCUACAUUUUUUACGUACGUAGAAUAUAUUUAUAGAUAUACCCACCAGCAGCUGCAUAACUAAGAAGGAAGCUUGUGAGUGGUCCCACCUUCUCUCAAGAACUACAUACAUCCUCGUCUUCUACUUCUUUUUCUAAUCCCCAUUUCGACGAACUGAACCACGAAACAGUCCUUGAGAUCUACCAAUUCGAGAACCCAUACGGACUCGUCAUCAGCGUUGGAGGGCAAGUUCCCAACAAUCUGGCCAUGGGUCUGGCGAAAACUGGACAGGUGCAGAUCCUAGGAACGUCCGUUGCAGCAAUCGACAGUGCUGAGAAUCGGUUCAAAUUCUCGCAGUUGUGCGACACGUUGCAGGUCGAUCAACCGGAGUGGUCAGAAUUUUCGACCUACCAAGAAGCCUUGGACUUCAGUGAGCGGGUUGUUAUGGAUUUUCAUUUUGCAGUUGUAUCGUCCUGGCGGCUCUAGAAGCCCACGACCUCGAAAUUAACUAUCGGAUAAGGUACGUAGAAGUAGAACAAGAAGUACAAGAUGAACCACCAGAAGAUUACAUCAAUCAUCUUGAACAAGGAGCAAAAGCAAUAGAAGGUUGUAAAGGGGUUCGCUGAAAUAUAGUCAGCAUCAUGAUCAGCAAACAACCUUACUACAUCAACAACACGUGGUCUACUUUGCAGCUGUCUCCCUCUCGUCGCCUCUCCUCUCCUCCUGUCUCUUAUCUCUCUCUAAAUCGUCUUUCCCUGUCCUCGUCCGUCCUUCGUACGUCCUGUCUGGUGCAGCCAUGCGAGUGGUGGUGGAUAAAGACGACCUCUAUGGAUUCCUCAGGUCCGCAGCCAUCGUCAGCCGAGAAUACCCAGUCGUGAUUUCAAAGUACUACUUACCAUUUAUCUUACCAAGAACUACUGAAUCGCCUCCUUUUUAAACUUCUGUAAAACUGAUUUCGGGUCGUGUGCGUGUGCACGACGCACGCUCAGGUAGUAUAGGACUCUGUUCUGAACUAUGCAAGAAGAACCUCAAGGUGGAUCUUAAUAUUUCAGGUACGUCGAGCACGCUAAGGAGGUUGAGUUUGAUGCUGUGGCGUGUGGCGGAGACGUCGUUAAUUACGCCAUUUCCGAGCAUGUGGAGAACGCAGGAGUUCACUCAGGUGAUGCAAGUCUCCUGCUACCUGCACAAAAGCUGUACGUCGAGACCCAUCGCCGGGUGAAGAAAGUGUCUACCAAGAUCGCCAAGGCGCUGGGCAUCAGUGGACCUUUCAACAUCCAAUUCAUGUGCAAGGACAACGAGGUGAAGGUAAUCGAGUGCAACCUGCGAGCUUCCAGAACGUUUCCAUUCAUCUUAUGGAAGUAGGAAUUUCAUCUUAAUGUAGUCUAGUUGUCAAGAAGAAAUAGAAAUCAAUAUUCAGUCAAAAAUCUACUUAGGCAGAUGGCCGAGUAGAUUUACAUCAUCAUCAAGUCAAAAAUCAUAAGAAAAAGUAGUGCUAGUGCUAGAAGAACUACAAAUUUUGACUACUAGUACAAAAAUUAGAUCAUCAUUAUAGUCAUAGAGGCCACCAGUGGGAUGAUCCACUCCAGCUUGAUGACUUUGUUUGUCUUAUCUGUCUAGUUGCUAAGUGCUAACCUAUGCCUAGCGCAGCGGGCCCUUGAUGGGCCCGCUUUCUGCCAUACUCAUAGUCAUACUCAUUAUAGUCAUAGAGGCCACCACCACCACCCAGGUGGGAUGAUCAUGACAGAACGAUGAUCAUGAAGAACUUCUCCAAGGGUUUAGGGUUCUCCAUCUCUAACCCUCAGCAAGACGUUCAACAUCAAUGUUCUCCACCUCUAACCCUCAGCAAGACGUUCAACAUCAAUUUGAUUUCGUUGGCAACGAAGGUGAUGCUUGGACAAACGGUGAGACCAGAAAAGAUGCAUCCCAUCGACGUCGGCUAUGUAGGCUGCAAAGUAGCCGUGUUCAGUUUCUCGCGCCUGAAGAACUCGGAUCCGAGGUUGGGAGUGGAAAUGCAAUCCACAGGAGAAGUGGCUUGCUACGGUACAACUCAAAUGAUGAAGAUGCUAUAAAUAUAAUUCAUUCUCUUUCUUGUAGAUACUACUUGUAGUUUGCACGGGUACAACUCAAAUGAAGAUGCUAUAUCAUUCAUUCUGCUCUUUGUAGAUACUACUUGUAGUUUGCACGGGUACAACUCAAAUGAAGAUGCUAUGUAAAUAUAUUAUUUCUCUUUGUAGAUACUACUUCUAGUUUGCGUUUGGGUUCGCGGCGCUGUGUAUCUUCGUCGCGACCUAGUAAAUGCAUUAGGUCAAUACGAAGCUGCUUUUGCGACUAUAACAUUAUGCCAUUCUUGAGUAACAGAUACAUCGAAUUCGAGAUGCUGAUCCGAUGACCGUCCCUCUUCUUCUUCUCGUCAACAUCUAAAUCUUCACACGACGUAGAAAUAACUAUUUUUACUGCAUCGAUUUCAAUACACGAUCACGACCAGUUGUUGUGAACGAGUAUGAAGCCUACUUGAAGGCAGUGAUAUCAAAAAUACACCAGGUAUGAACAAGUACGAAGCUUACUUGAAGGCGGUGGUAUCGAGUGGAAUUAAGCUCCCGGACAAGAACAUCAUGGUCUCAAUCGGUCCGUCGCAUGACAAAGGUGAUCUUGUCAGCGCCAUCCGCAUGUUAGUCGAAAUGGGCUAUCAGCUCUAUUUUAAGGCUCAUAACAAUAUAUUUUCAUUUCCGUUCUCGCAGAUAAAAGAAUCUGGCUUAUAGUUUUCCUAUUGGAAAUGUGAAUUAUCGAAAACAUUCAUGAAUUAUCGUGAGCUCUAACUCAUGUACCAAAGGGACAUACGAAUUUUUCAAAGCAGAGAUGCCAACUUUCGCUGGUAUCAUGGUGCACAAGCCUCACGUCCGCAAGACACCGAACGCGACUGAUUUGAUUCUUAUGACUGUCCGUAGAAACAAGCUAAUUUUUUUUAAUGAUCUACUUACUCGUACUAUUGAUGUUGAAGUUCUUGAGUGUAGUGCUUCUAGAGCAGGACUUGUACGACCAAUAGGCAGGAGAAUUCAACUACUGACGUCUACUAAGCACUAAAUAAAACAACCGGUUCGUUUUUACCUCUAGCGUGUAACCCUUCGUCCAACAAACUACUUACAACCUUAGUACAGACACCAAGAACAUCUUCCUCUUUCUCUAAGUUGCAGCAAGGCAAGAUCGAUCUAGUUAUCAACGUGCCGGACAGUAUGGACAGUGGUGGCGCGACAGACGGCUUCCAGAUCCGUCGUCUUGCAGUCGACUGCUCCGUGCCUUUGCUGAACGAUGUGAAGACCGCGCGUCUGUUCAUAGAAGCCCUCCACCGAAAGUGGGAACGUGAAGCCGCAGGAAAGGAGUUCUGGGGUAUCACCAGCUGGCAAAGCUACAUGGCUAUGGAGUGAGUUUUACCUUGUGGCAAGAAAGCUACAUCUCGGCUAUGGAACAAUAGGCUCAGUCAGUGGUUCACCAGGUGGUCAAAACUGCAGAAGUGGUUCACCAGUUCCGUAGAUUUAAAUCAAAGCAAGAGGAGAUCAUGCGCAUUAACGAUUAACCAGCUGGCAAAGCUACAUUGCUCGGCGGAAGGAGUAAAUGCAAAACUGUUCAUGACCACAAGGGGGUGGAUCAUGAACAUAUACAUCAUAGUAUAGCAGAGCUAUACAGGUGAUUAGCCAUGGGAUAAAAGUAUAACGGUAGUUAACUUUUUUAUGUAGGAGGUAGGUACGCGUACGUACUUCUACGACAAAACAAGAUAAAGUUUCGAAAACUAGAAUCGAUACGACAUACGUUCAUCACUACGACAUUUUUUAAUAGAUUACUGUUUUGCUUCGAAUUCGAUGUGCGGGAGCGGGUGGACCAAAAUGAGUAUAAAGAUAUAGCAAAAAAAAUAGAUGUCACUGUCAUUUACGCUAGGGCGGGAAGGAUGAUGCACUUCAAGGUUAAGAUGCAGACCGUUUUUUUUUGAAUCAACCAGGAGGCAGCUGUCGAAACAUUAGCUUGAACUAUCUGAGUAAUAUAUUUUCAAGAAUUUCCUCUAAAACAAUCAAUCAAUUUGAAGCACUUUUUAUAGAAGAAGUCUAUGAACUAUGUGCAUGUGCUAGCACGACGAACAUCUUAUCUCGUUGAAUAAUGUUCCGAACACGUGGGUGCUCCACCAUAUUUUUCACAUCGAUGUGAAUAAGUCAAUGUUGAUAACAUCACUCAUCAUACAACUGUAGCUGUACUAGUAGGGGAGAAUUUUUGAAAUUAAGCAUUGUGUACUGACUAUCGGAGUAUAUUUGAUAGUGUAUAAAGCAAUAAAUACAACAAACUCAUUGGCUGAGUUUGUGAAAAAGUGCUGAUUCUCUCAUCAAUAGAUAUGAAUAAUAUCACAGACAGAAAUGUGAAGACGGAUAGAACUAUAGAAGUACUAGAAAUAAUACUAGGGAAGACCUACGACACAAGAAGUAGGAAAUACAGCUACAGGAGACUCUUUAACGGACGUAGUUUUAACUAGUAAUAUAAUAAUUACUUUCAAAAAAAAGUGGGAAUGGUACUAUUGGAUUAGUUGCUCUCAGAUCGUGAUCGAUGUCGUAGUUUUUUUCGUCAUGGGAAAAAAUCGAAAGCCAGCAGACCACGAAUCAUCAACUAAAACUACGAUCUCGUUAAUACAAACACAACAAAAAUUUUUAUAGGUGGUGAGUACGAGUAGCAGACUAUGAGUACUAUGAAGACUACUAAUAAAUAUCUCUAAUUUUUAUCUCUAAUCGCUCACGCAAAGAAACACCACAUCCAUUGAAAAGGAUUGAAAAACAACCAUUUUUUACGUGGACACACUCACAUCUACCCUCCAAAAACUUUUUAAAGACUGGAGGUUUCACAUCAAAUCUGAAAUCUGAAACUUCGCAGUUGCUUCCUUUGUCAAUAAUUGAAGAUCACUCGGUCGUUCAUCGAUGUCAUGUAAGUACGUAUUUUUCGACAUCGACUCAACAACAACAACUGAUGAAAAACACAAACGCAACUACAUCCCUGUGCGGGUGCCGGAUGCUCGUUCGGCCUCGUUC